AUGGACAACCUCGAGAAGAAAACGCUCGACGUGUCCCGAGGCUUCACUUACACUUACUACAUUAGCCCCGCGAAGGGCAAUAAGCCGACCCUUGUGCUGAUCCACGGCUUCCCAGAUGCACCUGACACUUUCGAGGAUGCCAUCCGCGACUAUCUACUGCCCAACGGCUACGGCGUCAUUGCCAUUGACUGUCUAGGCUACAACGGAACAUCAAAGCCGACAGACACGGAGUCGUACAGUUUCCAAGGUAUGGCGCAGGACCUCAAGGAGAUAGUCGACAAGGAAGGUCUCGAUAAGGUUGUUCCCGUGGGUCAUGACUGGGGUUCCGGCGUCGCUCAGCGGUUCUACAAUUUCCACGCAGACCGGUGCGCGGGCCUCGUCCUGAUGGCUGUCUCCUACCUUAUCCCCACGCCCGACCAGCCCUUCAAUCUCGACGGCGUCCUGCAGUUCACCCAAGGCAUCUUCGGCUACGGCAUCUACUGGUACUGGAAGCUGUUUACCGCCGAGGACGGCGCGCAGGUCAUGGGCUCGCACCUGGACAGUAUGUGGGACGUCGCGCACGGUGACCCAGAGACCUGGCUCGAAACACUGUGCAAGAAAGACGGGGUGAGAGAUUUCCUUGUCGCCGACAAGAGGCAGCCGACCAUGUCUUACGCCACCGAGGAGCGCAAGCAAAAAUGGAUCGCUUCGUUGAAGAAACCGCCCGGCUUCGACGCCCCGCUGAAUUACUAUCGCGCGAUGACAUCUGGCGUGCAGGACGAAGCGAGCAGGCAUAUUCCCAAGGAGAACAUCCCUAUUAACGUGCCGUUCCUCUUUUUCGGGGGCCAGAGAGAUUAUGUCUGCCGCCCGGAGAUGUUGCAGACGAGUCUCGAUGCUGGACUGAUUCCCGACUGCACCAAUGUGGUCAUUGAUUCGGGGCACUGGGCGCACUUGGACAAGCCGAAGGAGUUUGGGGAGGCCAUUGUCGGGUGGCUGAAGGAAAAGUUCUAA
Cladophialophora yegresii CBS 114405 is the source of this 990-nucleotide messenger RNA. RefSeq lists its product as uncharacterized. The transcript is spliced from 2 exons. Bases 1 to 990 code for a protein of 329 amino acids. Lineage: Eukaryota; Fungi; Ascomycota; Eurotiomycetes; Chaetothyriales; Herpotrichiellaceae. The record is from RefSeq and is a predicted model, not a curated record. Gene Ontology annotation, molecular function: catalytic activity.